Messenger RNA from Leptomonas pyrrhocoris, 1908 nucleotides. Its product is annotated as RNA editing complex protein MP67. Lineage: Eukaryota; Euglenozoa; Kinetoplastea; Trypanosomatida; Trypanosomatidae. Bases 1 to 1908 code for a protein of 635 amino acids. Gene Ontology annotation, molecular function: ribonuclease III activity. Gene Ontology annotation, biological process: RNA processing. The transcript has a single exon. The record is from RefSeq and is a predicted model, not a curated record.
AUGCGCUCUACGACUCUCCAACGUGUGUGGCGCACCUGUGGGAAAGAGCGUGCAGGGUGGUCCGUGACACGAGUCUACCGGUCCCCACAGCGCAAGGUAGGGACGUCGGCGCCGUCUUCGUCUGCCCGCUCCGAGCCCCCCCCGCACCUCUUCGAGAACCCUGCUUUACGGAAGCAGGAUGAUCGGGCUUUACUCGAAGCCGUUCUUUCGUUCCAGGCCGUCACCUGGGCCAAUGACACCAUCGACGCCCUCGAUAACCCGCGUGACGGGCGAGGCGUCUUUUUCGACUUCUCCACGUCGACCUGCACCCUGUGCGGCAGCACCCUUUCCGGGAGCUAUGCGCUGCACCGAGGCUCCGUGGACCACGCGGCGCGCCUCGCCGUCGUCAAGCGUGCACUGGGGCUCUUCCACACCUUCUACAGCCAAGUCCAAUCCGCUGACCCGACGCUACCGUCUCAUGCUUCGUCGUCCUCGCGGCGUUCUGGCAGCGUUGGCGGCACCGGCGGGUCAGCGUCGCGCUCCGCCGCGGCACAUUCGCGUUACCACAAAAACUACAGCAAGUCUUUCUUCUUUGACGAGGCAGCCGUGCCGAGCCACGAGCUACUCCACCAUCGUCCCCAGUCGCUGCGUGAGGUGGACUUGGUGGACGUGCUGCUGAAGCGAUGGUGGCGCACGCUGCACCACGUCCCCCUUGAAAAGGGAAACUACUCCUUCAACCGCAUCCUCUCCCUCUCCGCGGACGACGUGCAAACCCGACUGCACCGCCUGCGCUACCUCCUCUUCUUUCUCACCUCCCGCGGUGUUCUGCGAUCCUCGAUGCCGGUGGGGGCGCGGGACGAUGGUGGGCCCUGCAGCACAUUCGCCCCCAACCUUCCCCACACGGAGGACUUUGAGCGUUACGAGAUGAUCGGCGACUUGGAGUUCAAAACAAUGACGUCGGAACGCGUACACGCGCUGUUCCCCGCCGACGAGGGUGGGGCCAGCCUCGUUUUGAACGAAUUCGUGCGCGUUUUAGAUUCGAACCACGGACUCCUCGCCAUUUACGACUACGUUGACAUCAACAGGAUGCUGUCUCUUUCUCUGGCGAAUAACAAGAACAAGGCCGAUGUCGUGGAAGCCCUGGUGGGGGAGCUACGGGCGCUGCUGUGGUCGACCGAGGUGGUGUACAACACGGACGCCUACCCUGCUCCAGGGAACCGCGCCACUACGGUGUACCUGCACAGUGUGGUGCAACACACGUUGUACGAGCUGGGCCACGUCGUCUUCAUGUGGCGCAUCGACUCCACCCUGCGCAACGCAAAGGGAGUCCUCAUGGACUGUCUGGAGAAGGAGUUUUUAGCGAAGAGGAGAAAACGACACGGUCAGAACGCAGCAGUGGCGACGGAGGCGGAGCGGGGCCCCAAGGCGCCAAGGAACGCGCUGCUCCCGCUUCUGUUGCUGUGGGAGCGCCAGCCCAGCGUGGCGCGCACCGCCGAGGAGUUCGCCACAUUCGCCAUGGCGCGGCGGCCUGCCCGACCUCCUCGAGUUUUCCAAGCGCAGCUGCAGCAACUGUCGCCGUCGCCGUGCGAGCAGUCAGCAGAGCGGCGCCGGCAACUCUCCGUAGAGCGAUUAUGGAGCUCUGCUGAGCUGAUGGAGAGGAUGAAGACCGACGUGGCAGCGCCACUCGCCUCGGAGCGUUGUGCGGGCGCGUCACCGUGGGCAGAGGAGAAUCGACACGGUGACUCGACCGUGUCGACAUCACCUCCUGAACUGUGCGCCGCCACGUCCACCGCAGUGCUCCUACCGGAUUUCCAACCGACGCCCUGUGCGCAGCGCCUGCCCUCACCCUCCUCGGCGGAAAAGAGAACGUUGGUGCGAGAGAACUGCGUUGUUUUACUGGACCCUCUACCACCGCCUUCGACGAGGUGA